AUGGGUGAAGAAGUGCUGUCGACAGCCCAGAGUGCGGCCCUGUUCGACAUCCUGACACACUACAACACCUACGCCGAGAUCAGGGAAUUCAGGAAUCCGGGCAGCCUCGCUCAAUACGGUCCCCCGUUCAACCACGACACGGCCAAACCCUCUACGUCGCCCGCUCUCCAGGCUCUGGUGUCGAAGUACCUGCUGAACCUGCCGGGGCUGAAUAACCUGCCAGAGAAAUGGUGGAAAGUUCAAUGCCACACCAUCAUCGAGAACCUCGAGAAGGCGAACCUGAGCGAGAGCUACGACAAGGGCGCCAUUGGCAGUCGAAAGACCGUGGCCACGGCCACCUCUGCCCUCAUCGAGUAUCCCGUACGGGGCACCUUUGGUGGAAUCCCCAAGAAGACCGACCGAGUCGCCCACUACGAUACCGGCCGGGCCGAAGACCUCUCACGGGCGUUCCGCGACUUUCUGAACGAUGCCGUCUAUGGCGAUGUCCUGGACGAGAUGGUCCAGAAGACGGCACAGACAGAUCGACUCGAGGACCAUCCACCGCUAACAAAAGCCGUGCACGAGUUUGUGCUUGUCAAUCUCGCUUCAUUCAUGCACUACACUCUGAUCCUGUCGCCCAAGGGCCAAUACCUGCUCAAGUUGAUCGACAACGCCAAUAAGCUGGUACCCUACCUUGUCAUCAAGCAGACGCUGAAGAUCGGCAACGUGGCAACCAUGAUCAACGCCAUGGUCAAGGUCGGACUGGCCAAGAUGAGUGUCGCCAGUGUCACCAACUGGAUCGGCCUGACUUCCAACUCUGACGAAGGCAUGAAUCUUAUGCAGACGAUCAUCUCUACCGUGCUGAACUGGGACAUUAGAGACCUCGAGUCCCGCGCGGCCAAACUCGAACGAGAACGUGCGAAACUCGGCAAAGAACAGCUACACACGCUCAAAGCGUACACCACCAAGCCGCAACACGAACAAGAUCGGAUCCGCCGGCAAAGCCAAACACAGUCCAUCUCCAUCGUCACGGCCAUCCUGCGAGACAGCAAGUGCUCGUCCACCGAACUCACCGAGCACCACCACGCACAGGCGCUCGAGUACUUGUCGAUCCACCUCUCGGUGCGCGACCGCAAACAGCUGAUCCAGGUCCUCUGCAGGUCCAACCCGGACCACCUGACGACGUCGGUGCGCGAGGUCGUCGACGCCUACGAGCCCGUGAUCCGCCGGCUGCACAAGGCGGUCGACCUCUCCGGCACGGUCAACGACUUUGAGUACUUUCUGCGCGACCUGAUCAAGCUCGGGCGCAUCCACACCGACAAGACCGGACACUCCGUCGUGCCGACCGUGGGCGACUUUGUCCAGCUGCUGCGCAAACACCAGCGGUCGACGCACGUCUUCAUGCACCAGUGCUGCAAGAACGACAAGGAGCUGACGGGCUGGUACCUCGACUGGGCCAAGCAGGCCGCGUCGCAGUUCCGACGAGACCACCCUGGUGACGGCCAUCCGGCAUCCAAGGCCCAAGGGCCCGGCAACUUAACCCCCGACCUGCACCGGCUGUUUGGGUCGCUGGACAAAUCCACACAAGACCGCAUCGUCCCGAUCCUGGACUCGCACUCGUCGUAUCUCGAAAAGAUGCACGCCCAAUCCACCGCGCGUCUUCAGAGCGUCAUUCACUCCCGACCGUCGCGCUCGCCGGCGAUUGCGAAACUGUUCGCCGGCACCACCGCCACCACCAACAACAACAACUACUACUACUACAACAACACUGUCGUCCACGCUUCGAGCACCCCGCCCUCUCGCGCAAGCAGUCCCCCUCCCGACCGUCCACGCAGCGUGCCGCCGCCCGAACCACAGCCGUCCGAGACGAGUCGCGAGAUCAGAGAGAGACCAACGACACCGAAAGUCUCGUCGUCGUCGUCGUCGUCGUCGCCUGGUCCCGGCUCGUUCCUCGCGCGCUGGCAGGCUCUUCUUGACGCCACGCCCAUCACGCCACUCACACAGUCCGGCCCUCCCAAAGCAGCGAGCAGUCCGGAAGUGGUACGGGCGAGUGCCACGGACGUCGACGGGUCGAGACUGGUCGAUUUCGGACCCGAAGAAGCAAGCGGGGCCAAGAUCCGUGUCGAAGGCGGCGGAGGCGGCGUUGGCGGCAGCAGUAACAAGUACUCGACCUCGACCUCGUCGUCAAAGUCUCCGUCUUCCAUCCACGAGGCGCGUGAACGCCAGAGGCAAUACAGAGUCAUCGUCGACGCCAUGGGUCAAGAAUUUCGAUCUCUGUUGGCGGAAAGAUCUAGGUAUUGGUGA
Messenger RNA from Exophiala spinifera, 2283 nucleotides. RefSeq lists its product as uncharacterized. Bases 1 to 2283 code for a protein of 760 amino acids. NCBI's taxonomy places the organism in Eukaryota, Fungi, Ascomycota, Eurotiomycetes, Chaetothyriales, Herpotrichiellaceae. The record is from RefSeq and is a predicted model, not a curated record. The transcript has 3 exons. Gene Ontology annotation, molecular function: phosphatidylinositol binding.